This is a messenger RNA of Vicia villosa (hairy vetch), 5146 nucleotides long. RefSeq lists its product as uncharacterized. The transcript has 4 exons. Bases 352 to 4668 code for a protein of 1438 amino acids. NCBI's taxonomy places the organism in Eukaryota, Viridiplantae, Streptophyta, Magnoliopsida, Fabales, Fabaceae. The record is from RefSeq and is a predicted model, not a curated record.
CAAACCCUAAUUUCUAGAGAGAGAGUGUUUUAGAGAGAGAAAUAGAUUCGUUUAUUCGUUUAUAAUCUCUCUUCUUUCUCGCUGUUUCGGCGAAGUUGCAAAACCCUUUUUCCACAACCUUGUUUUUCUUAUCAGGUUCACUCUACUUUGUUUGAAGUGAGAUUAAAGGCUAUGAUCUACUUUACUUGGAUAUUGGAUGUAUUUUGGUGAAAUGUUCAUGAAUAGUUUAUUCGGUGCAGGAAUUUUUUGCCGAUUUCUAUAAUUUUUGUUGAAGAUUUGUUGCUAUUGAAAUUGAAUAGCUGAAGUUUGUGAAAGAAAGGUUUUGAGUUGAUUGUUGCGAAGUUUGGAACCAUGCCGAUUUCAGGACAUGAAGAGAGUGGGGUAAAGUCCUUUGCUGGUCAAUUUAGUGAUUUAGUUGCAGGUGUGCCAAUCAAGAAAAGGAGGUACCCACCUCUGUUUAGGUCUUCUCCUCCUCCGACUCCUCCUUGUGAAGAACCGUGUUCAAUCGCUGAAGAAACUGAGUUACAACGAAAAGAAAACUCAAGCACUUCUCAAGGAUUGGCUCUAUCAAAUGUUAGUAUUGCAGGUGCACCUAUCAAGAAAAGGAGGUUUCCUUCUUCACUCCAAGCUUCUUCACCUUCUUUGGAAGAGCCUUCGCGCCAAGAAAAAAGUCAUGCUUUGCGAAAAGAUCAUUCAAGCACGUCACUGGGUUCAACCCUUUCCACAAGUUCUGCUGGGUUAUCUGAUACUGUUGGAAAGCCUGUAUUUGAAGAAAAGAAAUCAAGUUCUGAUGUUACCGUUGGAAAGCCUGUAUUUGAAGAAAAGAAAUCAAGUUCUGAUGUUACCGUUGGAAAGCCUGUAUUUGAAGAAAAGAAAUCAAGUUCUGAUGUUACUAUUGGAAAGCCUGUAUUUGAAGAGAAGAAACCGAGUUCGGAAGUUACCAAUGCUGACUUGGGGCAAAAAAAAUCUUUGCUUAUGCCCAAACAGGAGAAAUCCAACCCUGAAACUCCAUCAUGUACUUUGGCUGUUGUGAAUAGCAAGGAGAAGACUGUCCUCACUGAAGGUAAUGAUAAAAAUUUGGGAUCCCCAACAAUUAAGCCAAAUACAGAACUCUCAUUGGCUGCAAAAGAAGGAAUUGCACUUGGCAGUGGAGCGGAUGUGAGCAAACAAAUUGUCCAAGACACAGUUAAACAAGAGAGUCCUUUAGUUUCUGGUAGUACUAGCUUAUCUCUGAGCUUUAAGGAGCAUUUGUUUGCAUCUGUUACAAGUCCGGAAAUUAACAAGAUAAAUCCCCUCGACAAAGGAGAACCUGUCUCCUUGGAAUUAUCUUUAAGCAAGGAGGAAUGCAGUACUCAUAGUUCAAAUACUGAUGCUAAAAGUGAUAGUGACACUACUCGUGUUAAUAGCAGGGCUAACUGGGAUCUGAAUACUACAAUGGAUGCAUGGGAUGAAGGGAGUGAUGCCAGUUCUGUUAAAACUUCUACCGAUGGACUGAAUACUACUCACAAUGCACAUGAUGAGAAACAGUUAUUGAGCAACACUGGGAUGACACCACCAACAAGUGUUAUAUCUGAAAUGCAAACACUUAAAAAGAAUCAAAACAAAGCUACUUCCCCAAGUCUGCAUGGGUCGCAGUAUAAAUGCGUGGAUUCACGUGAUCUCUGUCUUUCAUCUAAUGUUCAAAAAUAUGUUGAGGAGCCGUCUAGAAUAUCAGUUAAACUAAAUUCAGGCAGUGCUACUCCCAUUGUUGGUUUGCCAAGUCUGGCAGGUACUGCUGGUGAUGCAAAUACUGCUAGUUUUAGGUUGGUAAAACCAGAGCCAUGCGAUGAUAACUUAAAAAAGAAUUUGAAAGAAGCUAGUGCCGGUCCUGUAGGUUCAUUAGACAUUGCUGCUGUCAAACAAGAAUUUAUUCAGCAUUCAAUUAUCAAGCCAUCUAAUUCAACUGUUAGCAAUUCAAAGUUGGUUGAUUCUACUGUCAUUAAAUCCGAACCAAGCCACGAGGGUAGUCAGGAAAGAUCCAAAGCAGCCGAGAGUACUGCUACAGGUCAGUUGAGUAAAGUAUUGCCACAAAUAUCAUUAAGUUCUUCUGCUUCCAUUACAGGGUCAGUUGUGUUGAAUUCUACACAAGUUUCUGCCAAGGGAACUCAUCCUGCUGUGAAAGCUGUCUGUACACCAGUAUUAACUACCAGUAAAUAUAUAACAGGUCAACCGGAAAAUUGUAGUCGCGCAGAAAGAGUCAAUGUUGAAAAAGCAUGUGAGGAAGUUUGCUCAAAUCCUGAGCCCGUUCCAUUGGUAACAGUUGCUUUUCCUAUGGUUGGUACUGCUACAGAAUUGACUAAUCAUGGCUUGAAAUAUUCUUCUGUUGUAACCAAGAAAGACGUGGCUGAUGAUCUUGAUGGUUGUAGAUUGAAACUCAUGAAUGAGCCUUUUGAUCCACGAGGCAGUGGUGAAGGCUGUGUUAGUGAUGAAGAAAAGAUAACCUUGUCUGCUGAUAUGUUGGAGGAUGAUUCUUAUGGUUCUGAUUUAGAGUCAGAUGACAACCAUGCUGUAACUGUUGCUGUUGACAUAGGGCGAUAUGUUGAAGAUGAUGAUUACGAGGAUGGUGAGGUUAGAGAACCCCUGGAGCCUUCCAAAGUGGAGGACAUCAUAUGUGAGGUAAGAGAAGUAGAACAUCCCGACUUAGGUAAUUAUGAUAAUAAACCAGUGGAGAAAGGAGUUGUGAGUAAUGAUUAUCCCACUUCAUCUCGUGGGGUAGAAAAUGACAAUACGGCUGUAAUCCACAAUGAAAUAAUUAGUAAGGAUGGUGUGAACAUUCCAAUGCAUGAGAAGCUUGGUAAAGUCAUUGAUAAAAAUGUUUGUGUGCCAGAGUCAUUGGAUGGUGAAAAAUCUGAUAUUGCUGCCGACAAGAGACCAGUUAAUGUUUUGGAAAGAAAACAAUUAGAUCUUUCAGAAAGAAUAAUUGUAUCUGAAACUCAGGAGACUGUACAGUCUUCCGAUCAUGCCAUUGAUGGAAGCCAUGUGAUAGAUGUCCAAUGUGCUGAUGAGGUUGUGAAGACAACUGACACAGUUAGACAAACCGACUUUGAUUUUCCUAAGAUGGAAGGAUAUGCAAAUGCUGGAGAUAUAACUAAAGAUGUUUGUAACAGUGGUAAUCAGGGAAGAAUAAUAGAUCUGUCACGAGCUGCUAGUUCAUCAUCCCCUAGUAAAACUAGACCUAUUUCAGGCAGAUCUCUUCCGACUCGAGCUGGAAGAGAUGUUUUGUCCGACUCACUUGAAGGGGAUAAGUUAUACAGAGGAAGAGAUGAAGUUUACAUUGAUGCUCCCCAUAGAUUUUCAAGAGAAAGACAUCAAGACAGGAACUCUAGAUUAAAUUUUGGACGUGGUAGAGGAAGAGUUAAUAAUCGAAUUCGCGGUGAUUGGGAAUCUGAGCGUGAAUAUUCUGGUGAAUUUUACAAUGGUCCGAGUCAACAGUUCCGUGGCUCGAGGUCAAAAUAUGCAUCUGCUAUUGAUGAUACUGAUAUGGAGUACAAUAAUGUUGGACCAGAUGACUCAUAUGUUGUCAAUGGACGAUUAGGUAGAAAGCCAUUGAAUGAUGGCUCUUACAUUGCACCAAGAAGAAGGUCACCUGCAGGUGGAAGAGAUGGCAUCCAAAUGGGUCACAGAAAUCCAAGAGCGGUUAGCCCGAAUAAUAGAUGUAUUGGGGGGGAUGGUUCAGAGUUAGGUGGUAUGAGGCACAGUGAGAAAUUUAUGAGGGGUUUUCCCGAUAGUCUUGAGUAUUCACGCCCACAACAAUUUGAAGGACUGGAUGGUCGGUUUUCAAGAGGAAGGGGUAGGAAUUUUUCUUCAAUGCAGAGAAGGGGUGGUCUUGCUCGAAUGCGUUCAAAGUCACCUGUCAGAUCAAGGAGUCGUUCACCCGGUCAAUGGUCAUCUCCAAGAAGGAGAUCCCCCAGAAGAAGAUCCCCAGAUGGUUUUGGUGGCCAUCCUGAAAUGACUCAUAGAAGAUCACCAUUAUACAGAGUUGACAGAAUGAGAUCCCCUGAUCGACCCGUUUUCACUGGGGAGAGAGUGGUUAGGAGACAUGGCUCGCCCCAGUUUAUAUCACGACCUUCUAAUGAUAUGAGGGACAUUGAUUCUGCAAGGGACCAUGGUCAUCCAAGACCUGGCAUUUCCAAUAGAAGUCCAUCUGGUAGGAUUUUAAUCAGGAACAAUAGAAGAUUUGAUGUUGUAGAUCCCCGAGACAGAGCAGAUAAUGAUGAUGAAUACUUUGGUAGUGGUGGUCCUAUGCAUUCUGGCAGGAUGAUAGAGCAUAAUAAUAGUGAAGGAAAUGGUGAGGAGAGGAGAAGAUUUGGCGAGAGACGAGGUCCUGUUCGAACUUUCAGGCCUUCCUAUAACAAUUCUAAUAAUAACGUUGGUGAGAACUUUCACCUAAAUGCUGAAGAUGGACCUAGACACUAUAGAUUCUGUUCAGACGAGUCGGAUUUUCAUGAUAGAGGUAGCAACUUAAGGGAAAGGGACUUUGACAGACGGAUGAAAGGUAGGACUGGAAAUGGACCACCUAGAAGAACAAGAAACAUGGAUGAACAAGAAGAAAAUUUCAGACAUGGUGGACAAGUUUGGAGUGAUGAUGGUUUUGAUGAUAUUUCCCGUGUGAAAAGGAAAAGAUUUUGAAUGAUUCCUCUUUUUGUAAUCAGAAAAGUUUCCUGCUAGAGGACAAAGGAAUUUGUAUUGCUGGUUUUUUCACCACCCUACAGAAUUAGACUAGUUUUCAGUAGUAGUAAUAAAAAAAAAUAGUCAUUAGUAAAAUCCCUUGAUGCAUAGCUUAUAGCUUAAGCCACAUUUAAAGUGGCGGAGAAAUGAAGUUCUGGUUCUGGUUGUAGUAAAAGCAGAAACCGUGGGCAGAUUUUCAAGAAAGGAAUUUUGAACACGGAAGUUGUUUUGAGCAAGUUGAAAUUUAGUUGGGACUUUGAUGGUAUGGGACCAUUCUCCACAACAAACAGAACCAAUAAAUAAAUCUGAAAGGGUAGGUCGCAUGAUUUAAGUGAGGCUCUUGUCGUUUUAAAGUAAUUUAUGUUUUUAUUGGAGUGGUGUGGUGCCGCUGUUGGUUCUUUUCUGGUUAAUAAUUAAUCACUCAACCAAUUAUCAUUAA